AUGAUUAAAUGAAAUGAUAAUAUUGGUGGAAACGAAAAAAAAUUUCUUCUUUACAAAAUGAUGAUUAUGAAUCCUAAUAAUGAUCGUGAUUCAAUGAACGAUUCGAAUACGAAUCUUCUUGGUGAUGAUGGUGAUAAGAUUGAAAAUAAAAUUGAUAAAUUAUUCGAAAUUCAUUCGGAAAAUGAAUCAAAUGAUACUGAUAUAAAUGAACGAUUUAGCCAUUCAUCACCAACACCGCCACCACCACCAGCUCCCGAUCUAAUACCUCAACUGAAUCAACAACAUUCUAAUAGCGAUAUCACCACAGAAAUUGUACGAGCAACACAAUAUGGAAAUUUAGAUUUAUGUCAGAAAAUAAUUGAUUCCGGACGUUAUGGUGUUAAUCAACGUGAUCAUGAAAACGUCACCCUUCUUCAUUGGUCUGCUAUCAAUAAUCGAUUGGAUUUGGUUAAUUAUUUCAUAUCGAAAGGUGCCAUCGUUGAUGCUAUUGGUGGUGAUCUUCAAUCUACUGCACUUCAUUGGGCAACCCGACAAGGACAUCUUCCAAUGGUAGUACUAUUGAUGCAACAUCGAGCUGAUCCAUCAUUAUUAGAUGGUGAUGGAUAUAAUGCUCUGCAUUUAGCUGCUCAGUUUGGACAUACUUCAAUUGUGGCUUAUUUCAUUGCCAAAGGACAAGAUAUAGAUGCUCCCGAUACAAAUGGAAUGACAGCAUUAAUGUGGUCUUCAUUUCGUAAUAAUUCAAUUGAUCCCACCCAACUUUUGAUAACAUUAGGAGCAAAUUUAUCAUUGACUGAUCGAAAUCGUAACACAGCAUUACAUCGUGCGGUAUUGGCACGAAAUCCGAUAGCUGUAUCAUUAUUGCUCAAACAUGGAGCCAAUCCUAAUCUGAAAAAUAUUGCCGGCGAUACACCCAUUGAAAUGUCUGUCAAAUUUCAUGCCAAAUUCAUUCAUAGUUUGUUUAUGGAGAAUCAAAAACAAAUUGAAGCUAAACAACCAUUAGCUAGGAUAAAGAUUGCUCCAAACACCGAGAUUCGUAUACCGAAAUGGCGUGAUCCACAAUUUCGUCAUUAUGUGAUGGCAUUAACACCAUUCAUUUACUAUUAUCUGUUUGGAAAACUAUGUGAAAGUGAUCUGAUGUUAUCAAGUAAAGCUCUACUAUUAAUAAUGCUAGUCGGUCUACUUUAUCUUCUUAUUCGAUACAUGUUUGAUGCUAAACAAUUGAAUGUUUUGGCCAUUUCAUUAUAUUUAUCCACGAAAAUCUGGCUUUACAUAACAUUUUUUCAAUAUUUUCUUUUCGUUUUUUCAUCAUUCGAAUUAUUCAUAUUCAUUUUAUGUUCGACGGGUCUAUUUUAUAGUUUUUAUAAAUGUUAUCAUAGUGAUCCUGGUUAUAUUUCCAAUAGUCGUGAAGAACAGAUCAAGACCAUAAUCGAGCUAGGUGAACAUGAAGGUUUUGAUUCAUCAUGGUUCUGUUCAACAUGUCUGAUACGUAAACCAACACGUUCGAAACAUUGUUCAUUAUGUAAUCGUUGUGUGGCACGUUUUGAUCAUCACUGUCCAUGGAUUGGUAAUUGUGUUGGAUAUCGUAAUCAUAAAUAUUUUAUCUGGUAUCUUGCUACAUUAUCAAUGACUCUAUUCUGUUAUAUUGUUGCCACCAUACAUUAUUGGGAUUUUCUUGAUGACAUACGAGAUGAUAUCAACGAAUCUGAUCGAAUAAUGACCAAUAGAAAGCAUGAAUCUUUUGUGGAUGUUUGGUCUAAUGUAGUCACAUAUAAUGGAUGGAUCACAUGGUCACUAGUCAAUGCUUUGAUCCAUGUCAUUUGGGUUGUUUGCCUAUUAUUUUUUCAAUUAUAUCAGAUAACUUGCCUUGCUAUGACAACUAAUGAACGAAUCAAUGCUGAUCGAUAUCGAUAUUUUAAACAAAAUAAACGUUCUGGAAAUAUUCAUAAUCCAUACAACUAUGGUUUUAUUCGAAAUUUUAUUGAAUUUUGUGAAUGUCGCCGUUUAAACAUGUGUUUAUAUAAAUCACCAGAUCUACAUGAUUGGCGUUAUGUAUUUGAAAAUUUUGAAGCAAUGGGCCGAUAUGAUUCCGAUGAUGAUGAUGAUGGUGGUGGUAGUUCAUCACAUGAUGAAAUCAAUGUUUAAUACAAAAACAAAUGGAACAUGAAAAAAUUGAAUUCAUCCAGCAUUUUUUCCACAUUUUACCUAGCCCAUGCACACAUACCCACACACUCUCUCAGUAUUCCAAUUUGUAAUGAUUUGUUUUGCUUGAGUUUGUGAACAUUUUUUUUUCUCAAUAAUAUUUCGAUAUAUUUUAUUUUGAAUU
Molecule: messenger RNA, 2323 nt
Organism: Dermatophagoides farinae (American house dust mite)
Lineage: Eukaryota; Metazoa; Arthropoda; Arachnida; Sarcoptiformes; Pyroglyphidae
Product: palmitoyltransferase ZDHHC17-like
Molecular function (GO): protein binding; palmitoyltransferase activity
Source: RefSeq, a predicted model, not a curated record